Molecule: messenger RNA, 229 nt
Organism: Ambispora leptoticha
Lineage: Eukaryota; Fungi; Glomeromycota; Glomeromycetes; Archaeosporales; Ambisporaceae
Source: the annotation of a GenBank genome assembly
UGAUCUUGAGGAUAGAGAAGAAAUCGAUUCUGAGCGUCAGGAUGAUGAUAAAGCUAACUCAGCAAGUAGCGACAAUGAAAAUAAUGAAGACGACGAUAAUGUUGCAGUUCCAAUGAACAUAGAUCCAUACGAAUCGGUUGAGGAAUCUGACUUCGAUGAAGAAGGAGCUGAAGAACCUUCAUCUCCUGGUGAAGUCUUUGACGAAGAGGAUUUUCAUAUAUACCAAUGA